CCGGCUCCAGUGUGGUGAGUGAGUGAGUGAGUGAGUGAAGUGAAGCGAACCGUCACUCUCCUCCUUUCUUCCUUCGAGGUUUGCGCGCAUCACUUGUGGGGAAACGGCGCUCGCGACUCACAAGUUCGUUGUCCGUUGGCUCGGUUCGACUUGACUUCGCCGUCCCCCUCCCCGAACCCCCCGGUGCCCUCCGACUCUCAGCCCGGCGUUAUCUUCCAAUUUCAUCCCCGCUUUCCGACUCCGAGAGGCGGCGGACCGGCUGCCACCGACUGGGCGUAGCUGGAGAGGAUUUUGCUGGCUUGCAGUGACGCUAACCGAUUAGUCCCCGCACUCUUCAGAAAGUCUCCUGAGCUGACGUUGUCCUCUGAGAUUCAAGUCAACCGGUCUUGCCACCAUCAUUCGAAGGGGAGAUGAAGCCGGAUGGGGUUGCCACGGCAGCACUGGAGCCAAUGGAAACAUUGGACUCGGAUCCAGCAAAUGAGCCGGCGCCGGCAGCAGAGCCGGAGCCCAACCUCGUGGAAAUCCCAGCUGGGGAGAUGCUGCAGCAUCCAGCUGGAGAUGUGAACGAAGCGAAGCCAACGGCAGAUCAGGUUAAGGUAACCCCCGCUGCCAAGGCGGUCGCCAAGGCCUCCGGCGACGCUAAAGCCAAGGCUACCAACAAGGCCACUCCCAAGACAAAACUCAGCGCCACGAGCUCGCCCAAGACUCCGUCCGGCCCACGUUCCAAUGUGUCCCGUCUGUCGAACGGCACGUCGAAGCCUCAGACGAAUGGCGUCAUUAAGAAGACGACACCAGCUGCAGAUAAAAAGAGCACCCCGACCUCUGCUGCCGCCAAAAAACCAACUGGGGCAGCAGCAACACCAACUUCCAAGACCACAACUAAAGUUGGGGAGAAAAGGGCUCCAGGGACCCUCCCUGCUACCAACAGCACAAAGUCAACAACUGGAGCACCAGCAGCCAAAAAGACAACAUCCAGCACUGCUAAUGGGCUAAAAUCCACUGCUGCUGCUGCUACUGCAAAAAAGCCACCAGCUCCCAAACCCGCCUCUGCAGCUCUAACCAAGACUAGCUCAGUUGCCUCGUCCAAGACGGAUAAACCCCCGGUUUCCAAAGCAACCAGGCCCACAGCAGCUUCAUCUCGACCGGCUACCGGAUCAACUCCAUUGGCCAGCACACCCAAGAACUUCACAGCUACAUCCAAACCUGCCACUCCUAAAACUGCCCCCACCUCUGCCAAGCCUGCUACUUCCAAAUCAACCACCAGUACCCCCUCUGGUGGCAAACCUCCUGCAUCACAGUCAAGAAAUGCAACCCCUGUGAAAAAAGAUGUGACCAAACCAUCCCCUCCAGCAGCCAAAAAAUCUGCAGAAUCCCCUCUCGCUCGCCCUCCAGCAAAGAAGCCUGCUAAACUUGAGGCCCCCAAGACAAAAUCAGAUGUUGCCUCCAAAAAGCCUCCCACAAAUAAAGCUGUUGAAACAAAGACACCAAACCGCUCCAAGCCACAAGAGGGUAAGUCCACACCUUCCAAGGAUGUCUCCAAGACCCCAAGCAGCAAAACAGCGACAAAUAAGGUCCCCAGUCCCAAAAAGACUGUGGGAAGCACCACUCCUACUCCUGUCAAACGUGGUCCUAAAGUUGCAACAAUGAUUGAGCGAGGAAAAGAAAUUGCUGCAGUGGUUGCUGCUGCUGCAACCAUCGCUACCGCAGCCUCUGUCUUUGCAAACCCAGAGGAGUCUCAGCCUCCUGCAGAAGAUGAUUUGGAGCCAUCUGAGCCCACUAUCAAAGCAGAGGACGAGAAAAGACCAGAGGCUGUACGGGAACCAUCUCCACAGCCCAUGCGGAAACCAACACCAGAACCCGUUCAGCAACGGGAACCAACACCAGAACCCGUUCAGCAACGGGAACCAACACCAGAACCCGUUCAGAAACGGGAACCAACACCAGAACCCGUUCAGAAACGGGAACCAACACCCGAACCCAUUCAGCAUCGGGAACCAACACCCGAACCCAUUCAGCAUCGGGAACCAACACCUGAACCCAUUCAGAUGCGACAACCAACACCUGAGCCUGUGCGGGAACCAACACCUGAGCCUGUGCGGGAACCAACACCUGAACCUGUGCGGGAACCAACACCUGAACCUGUGCGGGAACCAACACCAGAACCUGUGCGGGAACCAACACCAGAGCCUGUGCGGGAACCAACUCCUGAACUUCAAGAGCAAACUCCUGAGCAAGGAAGUGAAGCAGCCACUGGUGUACGGAUGUCACCUCAGAUGAUCUCUUAUAAAUUUGAAGACAACAGUUCUGUUCCCUCCUUAGGAACAACUGUCAUGUCUCCCCCUUGCUCCCCGCCAGUCCCUCCCUCGCCUGUUAGAGAAUCACAGAAUGUCUCCUCUCUUUUGGACUUUGAUGCUCCGUCUGAUUCCUGGAACAGGAACCAGUCUCCUACUGGUCUGGUACCCCAGACGUUGCUUAAUGUGAUGACAUUCCAAGCAGAGGAGGACAAUGUAAAAAGAUACGAAAUUCAAGGGGCACAAGAUGAUGAGAAAGAUGAUGAUGAAGAGGAAGUAGAUGAGGAAGCCCUUAGAGGAGUUGGACAACCUCACAAUUUUGGUGCUUUUGCUUCGGGUGAUUUUAUUCACCAUGACCUUGCAUUUUCUCAUGGAAAGGAGGAGGAGGUGGAAAAGGCUGAUGCGGAGAUCAAUGAGGAUGACGAUGAUGAGGAGGAAUAUGAGGAAGAGAGAAGACCAGGCCACCACCUUUCAUCCUUGGUCACUGACAUGAGUACCUCUCAGCAUUCGGAUGAGUUCCAGGCACGGUCGUCAGCAUUUGGAGGUUGGCAUGGUGAUGACCUGCUGUCUGGGAUGGACUCCGAGGACAUGAGCAGCUGCACCAGCAGCCGGCAGCAGGGGGUGUCCGACCUCAGCAGCACUCAGCACACCGCUAUCUUAGAGGGCACUCAGAGCUCAGACGCCUUGAUCGACUCCAGCCUCAGGGGCUCCGAAGGAGAUGGUAAUCUCAUGGGGUCUCCCAAUGUGGAAACUCUUGCCAAUGAAGAAGAGGAGGAUGAAGACGACGAGCGGGUGGACGAUAUGGACUUGAGCUCUGAGCAAGCCGAGGAGCAUCACAAAGUGUUCCAGGAGCACAAACAAGACGAGGAGGAGGACGAAGACGUGGAAAUGCACAGCGAAGGCGUGACGGAGAGUGGCGGGAAUGUCGAUGAUGACUUUAACGAGGAAGAGCAGUUGGAUAACUUGACCCACUCUGGUCUGUUGUCUAGUGCUGCCCCUGCAUCCUCUUGGGGUCAGACAAACCCUUUCUCAGAUACCUGGACUCAACCAGUGUCCCACCUUGCUGUGUCCUCUCCCAGCCCCGUAUCAGACCAUGACGCAGCCGAAUCCGAGACGCCAACCCAGUCUCCCGCUCAGGCGUGUGUUGACGGUAGCGCACCGACAUUCCCCUUGCAGACAGAGCAGAUUCCCCAGCACCAUCAUGACCUAUUCACCGCUCCGACUGUAGGCAUGCCCCGGGCCGACACUCCGACUGGGACCGCCCCGUCCGCUCACAGCGGCAGCGAGACUAGCACUCCGGAGGAUCUCCGUGACUAUGACAGCAGCUCUGGAGUAGAGUCCCGCUCUGAUAAACAGCAGACCCCGAUACCAGCGUCCCUUCAGCCUGACGUGGACCAGGAUCUCGGCAUUCACUUGGAGAAAGGUGAUGGAGAGGAGGAAGAGGCCGAGACUCUUCCUGCCGAUGAGGUGCUAGGAACAGGACCCCCAACAGCUCCUGCGUCAGUCCCUUCGUCCCCGUCUACCUCCGGUGAUGAGGCCAGUGACACGGAGGGGGAGAUACAGAUUAAUGACCCCGAGGCUUCGAUGACGUUGGAUGAAGGGGCUGCAAUGGAAAGCCCUCCUCCCACCGGUAGCUUGCCAGCUCUGGAGGAGGAUGUGGAGGCAGGAGAUCCAGCUAUUGGAGAGGGUGAAGAGGACGGAGGUGGAGCUACUCCUCAGUCAGCCAAUUCUGUGGCAUCCUAUGGCUUUGACUGCACAACGUCCAACUCCAAUGCCCACUCAAUGGCAGAAAGCUGCGGAAAGAGCCCUGGCAUCUUCUCCCUUGAGAAUGAGGAGCAGCUUCCGGAGGAGGCCAAGGACCCCUCCCUCAUCAAGGAGCUGACCCUGCCUUCAUCUGCUGCUGCGGCCCUGGCUGAGGACCUCCUCGGGAACCCCGUGGACCUCAUCCCCUUGGGUCACCAGGGAGACGACUUUCCCGGUCUGGAUGAGCACCACCACUUCCUGCUCGGAGGAAACACCGCAGGUCAUCGGGAGAAGGCGAAUCCACUGGAGGGCAGCGAUGACCUGGUGGACCAGGAAUGUGGAGACGCCGACAACCUGACACCGUACUUCUCCACCAUAUGUGAUAAGACUGAUAGUUUUCUGGAAGGUAACGUAUAAGACCCCCUAUCGUCCCUGGAAUGCACCUUUUUCCUGCAACCCUACCCGUUUUCCCCCUACGUUAUUUGUUCUUCUCUGGUUAGACGUCUUAGCAGAAAAAAAAGGAGACCAAGAUUGUAGAAAACAAUUUUUGAAAAAUGAUCGAAGGAGACGGAAAAAAAUGACUGUAGCAAUUUUUAAAUGAAGCCUCCCUCUUUCUUACCGUUCCGGUCCAUGUUUUGAGCGUAUGGCUAAAACUCCGUAAUGUACCAUAGCUACUACCUUUUCUAGUGGAAUGUUCUUUUUAAGUAACACUGCAUAUUCUGUUGCCCCUUGCGGGGUAUUGACUGAUUGGUCCGUUGUGACGGGGCCUGUAAACUGAGAAAAAGGAGUAAAAAAAAAAACAGAUGAAAAGAUAUGGACUCAUUGUGUAUUUAUCCUACUGUUUUUACCAAACAAAUGUCAAUGAAUUUUUUUUUUUUUUUGUAUUUACUUGUUUUGUUUCUUCGUUGUUGUUUGUUUUGGGUUUUUUUGGGUUUGUUUUUGUUAAACCUGGUCUUCCCUACCCUGUGUGCACACUUUGUGUUCUGCACUAUAGCGAUAGUCACAUAUUCCUUUUAAAACCUUUCUGUUCUUGUUCCAAGACUUUUAGCUAUAUUAAUAAUAAAGGUUAGGUAUUAACACUGCUGGUUUUGCCUUUACAGUUGUAAUGAGGUAGGUGUGGGAGGAUUAGAGAUAGGGCUGACCCAAAUGCUUUGUUGUUUUGCCGCCAUUACUGAUGUCCAAAUUUGGACUUAAAUACGUGGAUUCUGUGUUUUCCUUCAUGUACUAUACCACUAAGGUUGAGAUCACGCUAUUUAUACUUGCAAGUGUUGAUGUGAGCUGCUAAUUCAAGCUUUCAUAAGUGCAUCCAGACAUUGGCGGUUCUUGGAUGAAUGGUACCCUUGGCGAGCCCCUUCCUCUGCGUCGUAAUCAGUUCCACCACCACAACUAAUGCGCUCUGGUGAGAGAGACGAUUCUCAGCAUCAAAGGUUCUGAAUUGUUGAUCUAAUCUGUAAUAUGUCAACAGAAUAAUCGAGUUCAGGUUUGAUCAUUUUUAUCUAAAGCUAAUUCAAGGAAUUAUAAGUUCUCUUAAAAAUUGUAAAGUGAUCCUUAAUUUAGUUCCAGAGUGGUAUUAAUCGGAUAUCCAUUUCUGUAACAACAGACUGCCUUGACAUCGCACAAAGCAAUAGAAAACUCUCUCUUGGAACAUGUUUUUCUGAUUGGUAGUGCUGCCCUGGGUGAAGAGCCACAUCGCUCCAUAUCAAGAACCACCACUGACUCCAGAUCAUUUCCAAUAAAGCUUUGAAGCCUCAAAAACUGUAUUUGGGACAGCCCUAGUUAGAUUGCAGUCAGUGGCGUUGUAUACGUGUGCUUCAAGAGGUUCUAUGCUUAUUGUAUUUGCAUAGGUUGCAGUCACUUCCAGUAUCUGCUUCAGGUUUUCUUCAGGCAUUUUGUUAGCUCAUCAUUUUGUGUCUUAACAGGACAACAAGUAGCGCAUUAUUUAAUAACACCCCGCAUAACCCUACAUGGCUACCACAGUCUAGCUUUAUACUCGAACGUUUUCAUAGCAAGCUUUUGGUUUACUAUUUCAACAGUAUAUUGCAUGUUUAACUAACAAAAAAACCCACUCUGUAAUACCUGAAGUUUGAAACAAUUCAACAGUAGACAUGUUCAGAACUAAAUGGUUUGACAUUAGGUUAUCUUUCAAAAUUCCAUUAAAACAUCAUUGCAAGGCA
This is a messenger RNA of Poeciliopsis prolifica (blackstripe livebearer), 6208 nucleotides long. Its product is annotated as cell surface glycoprotein 1-like. The record is from RefSeq and is a predicted model, not a curated record. Lineage: Eukaryota; Metazoa; Chordata; Actinopteri; Cyprinodontiformes; Poeciliidae.